AUGGGGGGGGGGGGGGGGAGGGGGAGGGGCUCCUUCGGGACCCCCCCCCUCAACACCCCCCCACCCACCCCGGGCCCGGGACCCCCACCCGGGACCCCCCCCCCGGAACCGGACCGGGACCAGAACGGGACCCCCGGAACUGGAUCGGGACCCCUGGAACUGGAUCGGGAGCCCCAAGAAGGAAACCGGGAGCCCUGGAACUGGAUCGGGAUCCCCGGAACUGGAUCGGGAUCCCCGGAACUGGAUCGGGAGCCCCAGAACUGGAUCGGGAGCCCCAAGAAGGAAACCGGGACCCCCGGAACUGGAUUGGGACCCCUGGAACUGGAUUGGGACCCCCAAGAAGGAAACCGGGACCCCCGGAACUGGAUCGGGACCCCUGGAACUGGAUCGGGACCCCUGGAACUGGAUCGGGACCCCCAAGAAGGAAACCAGGAGCCCUGGAACUGGAUCGGGACCCCCAAGAUCGAGACUGGGACCCCCCUCCUGGGACCUCCCAAGAUCAAGAUGGGGACCCCCAGACCUGGACCGGGACCCCCACCCAGGACCCCCAGACCUGGACUGGGGACCCCCACCCAGGACCCCCCCCAGAACUGGGACUGGGACCAGAACGGGACCCUUGGAACCGGAUCGGGACCCCCAGACCUGAACCAGGACCCCCCAAGAAGGAAACGGGGACCCCCGGAGCUGCAUUGGAACCCCCCCCACCGGGACCCCCAAAACCAGAGCGGGACCCCCUGGGACCACCCCAAGAUCGAGACCAGGACCCCCCAGGAACGAGAUUGGGACCCCCGGAGCUGGACCGGGACCCCCCAAGAAGGAAACGGGGACCCCUGGAAUUGGAUCAGGACCUCCAGAACCCCCCCAGGACCCCCAGAACCAGAUUGGGAACCCCCCAAGAACAAGACCAGGACCCCUGGGACCCUCCUGAGACCCCCGGAACUGGACCAGGACCCCCAAGAAUGA
Molecule: messenger RNA, 963 nt
Organism: Agelaius phoeniceus (red-winged blackbird)
Lineage: Eukaryota; Metazoa; Chordata; Aves; Passeriformes; Icteridae
Source: RefSeq, a predicted model, not a curated record